This is a messenger RNA of Saccostrea echinata, 2770 nucleotides long. RefSeq lists its product as uncharacterized. The record is from RefSeq and is a predicted model, not a curated record. Bases 249 to 2564 code for a protein of 771 amino acids. The transcript has 5 exons. Lineage: Eukaryota; Metazoa; Mollusca; Bivalvia; Ostreida; Ostreidae.
AUCUGUCGAAGUUCAUCCAACCGAAAAUGUAUAUAUUUUAAUUGUACAGCGUAGAAUUAAAUUGUACCUUCUUCGCCAGUUAACCAAGUUAUAAGGAUAGUGUAUUUAGAGGUAAACUCUACAUUGUAACUGCCAUGGCCUGAUCUGGUUUAUAAAAUGCUGUUGAUCACCUUGGAUGGACACCAAGACAUCUUGAGAAAAACCCAGUGUAGCUGAGUAUUUUUUUAGAUAUUGUUGAAGACGAAAUAAUGGGAACAUCUUCAUCUAGACCUACAAAUACAACUGGAACUUCAUCUACAGCUGGAACCUCGUCUACAGAUAAAAAUUAUUCUACAGCUCGAACUGAAUCUACAUCAGUUGACAGCUUCUAUUCUAAAUAUAGCUCUGAGCCAAAGACCAGUGUUCCUGUACAAGAAAGUCAAAGACAACUUACAUCGCUUACGAGACAAGAGAAUGCUCCUCAGGAAACUCAAUCCCUUAUUGAUCGACCUACUUUCAGAUCUUUUUCAAGUCAUUUAUUUUCACCUAGAGCUAUUCCGAAAAUGCACAAGAUCUUUACAGACAGAAAAGAAACUGAGUUCGUAUCUCAAUGCCACUGCUCAGGUAUCGUUUUGGAUAAAAUGCAGACAUUAAGGGGAAUUCCACUUGCUGACCUUACAACUACAAUCUUAGACGUUGUUGCAUUUAAAAUAACUUUUAAAGGAUAUCUAAGUUACCCUAACGUCAAACGCUUUAGACGUACGUCAGUACCUAAUCAUGCGAAUGAAACGGUUGCUGGGACUGAUCAAGAGAUUGACUGUUAUUCCGAUGUACAUACACUUUUUAAUGAUGCAAGGAUUUACACAUAUGAAAAACUUUGUAAUAGAAUAAGGCAUGCGGGUCAGAAAAAAGAUAUCAAUUCUAUUAAGUUCCAUUUGAUGCUUGCAAGAGAAAACGAAGUAAAAGGUCUAUGUGAAAUUUUAUGCAUGGAAAAUUCCGAUCAAGAAAUUAGACAUACACUGAAGGGCUUUUUAAAAAGAGAAUUUUACAAAAAGUACAAAGAAAAGUUCAAAGUUUUGAAAAUAUGGUUAGGAAAUAAAGUACCCAAUGAUUAUAGAUUUACAUAUAAGCAAUUUACCCCAGAAAACUUGCGCUUCGAUACUGUAGUCUUUAAUGUGGAACAAAAUACGCAGCCAGUCACAGACAGAUCCUUUUGCGAAUUUCAUCUUGUAAUAGUAUCAAAAAAUGAUUGCAGUACAGAAGCAGAGAGAUUACUUCAAUAUGAGUCACAGGAACCUACUGAAACAGCCGUGUUUUUGUCCGAAUACGAAAUAUCAGACUUAAUGAAUAAGCACAGUAACAUCACUAUGAUUAAUUUUUCUAGGAUUCAUUCAUAUGGUUAUAAUUCGCAAAACUUUCAUUUACAAAGAACUCCAACCAUUGUAAUUUACUGUCAAGUGAAAGGUGUGAUACCAUUGGGCGAACCAAUGUUCCCGGAGGAAAUAAAUGGUUUCACAGUUGAUGUGAGAGAAGGAAUAUGUGCAUUCGCUAUGGAAAAAAUUCGAAUAAGUGAACAAAUCUCUGCAGAAGAAUGCACUAAAUCAGGGACACUUGGAGGAUUUAUUGACAUUCAACGUGGUAAGUCAUUCUUAACAUGUGCACACGUUGUUCUACCAACAAAUGUAUUGAAAAGCAAUAGGGCAAGUGAUUAUGUCCAAAGAAGGGAAAUAAGGGUGUUUGAUAAAGAAAUGAGAGAAAUUGGCAGACUUACAAAGGCAGUUUUUAAUCAUGGACAAGCCGCAGAAGUUAGUAUUGAUGCAGUCAUCGUUGAGAUCACAGACACCCGUAGAUAUCCUUGUGAUGGAAAUUUUGCUGACGUCUUUUCAGUUAAUCAAUUAAACGGAGCAGGUUUCUCGAGUGCUCAAGGACCCCAUUUUUCGAAUGGUCAAAUUGAACAGAUCUCUACAUUCAAUUUUCGGAAACAAGUUAUAAAAAUUGGUGCCUCUAGUGGAAUAACCCUAGGUUGGUUGAGAACAGGAAGAAGUUGUGCUCAAAUUAUCGACGACUACGAUAUUGAUAUCGAUGGAUUAUUCCGAAUUCGACUUUUUGGACAGUUAGAGGUUCUGCCAAGAAUAGAUCCAUCCCAGUCGUCUGAUUCACAUCAACCUUUUGUAAGAAGUGGAGAUUCCGGUGCUCUGGUUUUUUCCAUUUGUAAUGAUAAUCCCAUUGUUUUAAAAUGUAUAGGAAUAGUUGUGGCUAUGACGUCAUAUGGAGCAUGCCUCAUGACGCCGAUAGACAAAGUCCUUGAUGCUCUUGAUCUUAAAUAUGACUGUUUCUCGAAAUUUUCUGUACCAAGCAGCAGUCAACAAACUGACUCGGAAGACCUUCGGAGUUUACUUUGGUCGAUAACCCAGCAGCUUACUGUAGUGCAGUCAAACAUGGCUACAAAAGGUGACAUUCAAAAUACAAAUGCAAAUAUUGGAAAUCUAAAAAGUGAUUUAGAAAAAUUCAAUGACAGGUUAACAAUGGCAGAAGAGGAAAUUCAAAAGACAAGAGGAGCUGAAGGGAAUGACGACAGUCAUUAAAUAUGUCGAAUAUGUUACAAAGAGGAUCUGCGCAAACUGAAUCUUAAAAACCGUCCAAUACAAUAAUAAUACCGUUACCAACACAGAUUGAAGAAUAAAAUUGUAGUACUAUAUUAAUUUAUGUGUAAAGAAUGACAUGAACCUUUUUUAAUAAGAAACUUAUUGAAAUUACCAUAUAGCAUAGAAAAUAAAAAGAAAUAUUUUGA